Messenger RNA from Pelagomonas calceolata, 932 nucleotides. The record is from the annotation of a GenBank genome assembly. NCBI's taxonomy places the organism in Eukaryota, Pelagophyceae, Pelagomonadales, Pelagomonadaceae.
ACGCCGGCUUAGGCAAAGCACUGCCUUUUGGCCGCCACAUUCGUGCGCGCGCAAGCUGCACAGUGGCAUUCAUCGACUAGGUGUCCAACGCAGCGUUUGACGAUGCUCAGGCCACGCCUCAUAGCCGCCUGGGCACUGGCUGCCUGCAGCGCCUACCACUACGCACCGCAUCGACGGCGCCUCGCACCGCGGCGCGCGACAAGCAAUGACGACAGAGAGCGGAAAAUGAGGGAACGGCAAGAACAGGCCGCCGCGGCGGCCCAAGCGGAAAAGGACGACAUGCGCGAAGAGGAGCUCGAGGAGGUCUACGGCUACGACGAUGAUGAUAUCAAUUACUGGGCCGACGACGACAAUGAUGAAAAUGCAUUAACCUUCUCGACGGAGAAGGCCACGCUGAGUGGCGUGGGCGAUGCCUUCGGUGACUUAACCGUCGAACAGGUCGCCGUAGACUACCGCUUCCCGGUCGCGUAUGUGGCCGAUGUUAUAACAGGAUUCGGCGUGCAGCCUCCUAUAAGUGACGCGGCGGUCAUACGCGAUUUGUUAGAUGCGGACCAGGCCUUCGCUCUACUCGAAGCGGUCACGUCGCUCGACGCGAGUGAAGUGGAUGAUGCGUAUGUGUCGUUCGGGCUGGACGGGUGUGCGCGGCGCUUGGAGGCUGAUUUAGCAGAAGUCUUCGCGCUUUGUGUCGAUAAUAAUUUCGCAUUGCCGCACGGUGUUGAAACUAGAUUGAGGAGAGACCAGUUCGAUACUAUUGCAAGGACGUUAGGAUGGCGGUCCGACGAAGCGAGACUGCCGUUCAAGUACGAGGACUUCGGCUACAAGGAGCUCUCGAAAACGGCGGAGCCGCUCGACCCCGACGCGAGGGCGCUGCAGGACUACGUGCAGGCGGCCGACGACCCUUCAUACCUAGAUAAUAUGUGAUUUUUGUGUGC